AAAAUCAGCAAAUCCUCGUAAUAUCAUGAUCUCCGAGACUAACGGCCAAUUACAGAAACUUCGUACAAAGACUCCUAAUUAUAUUCGUAAGAUACGGAACGUCGUUUGAAAUGAGACAAUAAGGGUACAAUCACCUUCAAUUUGCAAAAAUCUGAAAAUUCAUCGUAUCGCCGGAAACGUCGAAGCGUCCGCCACACCGGCAAAAUUCAAAAAAACAAAGGAAAAGAAAAGAAAAAAAAAGGAUUCGUUUCCCGUACGAAAUAACCGCGACGAAAACUUCCUCGAUUCCGCGUUGUAACGUAACGACGAUGAAAAAGGAUACCGAAGAACAAAAUGAUUUGAAAAUACAAUAAAGUAUGGAAUGGGAGACGAAAUCCCCGACCGCAAGAUCGACGUCGUUUCAAAUUCAGCACGUACAAAGCGGAUUGACAAAAAAAAUUAACCUGAACCAGGUGGGCUACCGAUGUAUGGCCAACGCGGUAGCGCGAUGGUAGCGGCCGGAGUAUAUAUACGAAGAUGUAUAUUUUCCCCGUCACAGAUCACGGUCAGAAUUGUUGGCGAAGCAACAUGCAAGUAGUAGCGACGUUUCGCUCCCUGGUGGGUGCAUUCAUUUUCAUAACAUUGCUGUGUUCAGAGUACAAUGAAAGUGACGCGCAAAUUUUACCGCAACGUAUUUUCGCCGGUCUUUAUGGGAGGGAAAAUUAUCGUUCGUUACUGUCCAGUAUUUCGUCGUUGGCCCUAGGAUUGGUGGAUUUCGUCAGGGAGGGUGAAUUGUACCAGAAUGCCGAACCUCCGGACAUGACGCCGGGACCGAACGCCGAGUACGAUUUUAUAGUCGUCGGAGCCGGAAGUGCAGGUGCAGCGAUAGCGAGUCGUUUGACGGAAAUACCGGAGAUAAAAGUGCUACUUUUAGAGGCCGGACGCAGCGAGAAUUUAGCGAUGGACAUACCAUUGCUGGUCAAUUACCUCCAAUUCAGCAACGACAUCAACUGGAAAUACAGAACCGAACCGUCCGACAAGUACUGUUUAGGCAUGACGGACAGGAGGUGCAAUUGGCCUCGCGGUAAAGUGAUGGGUGGAAGUAGCGUACUCAAUUACAUGAUAGCGACCCGCGGCGACAGACGCGACUACGAUCGUUGGGAAGAACUAGGUAACACCGGCUGGUCGUACAAAGACGUUUUGUACUAUUUCAAGAAGAUGGAAAACGUCGAAAUACCCGGUCUCAUGUACGACAAGGAUAUGCACAACCGGAAGGGACCGAUGGUGAUAAAUUAUCCGAAAUUUCACACCCCCUUGGCCGAGGCGUUUCUAGACGCCGGUCACGAGCUCGGUUUCGACAUACAGGACUACAACGGACGGAGGGCGACGGGAUUCUCGUACAUACAAACGACGACGGUAAACGGUUCGCGGAUGAGUUCAAGCAGAGCGUAUUUGCACCCGAUAAAAUACAGGCGAAAUUUGUUCGUGAGCAAGAACAGUCUCGUAACAAAAGUACUCAUAGAUCCGAGAAGUAAUCGGGCCGUGGGCGUUGAAUUCGUCAAACAAAAUCGAAAGUUCGCCGUGAGAUCGCGUAAGGAGGUAAUACUGUCCGCCGGAACGAUCGGUUCUGCCCAACUUUUGAUGCUCAGUGGCAUCGGUCCGGCCGGGCAUCUCUCGGAAAUGGGAAUACCGCUGAUAAAAGAUUCGCCGGUCGGCAAGAACCUCAUGGAUCACAUAGCCUACGGAGGCUUCAUGGUCCUGAUAAAUCAGUCGUCGUCGAUAUUGACGAGGGAUAUCAUGAAUCCGAUCAACCCCUACAUGAGCGAUUACUUCAACCACCGCGAAGGUCCGUUGACGAUUCCAGGUGGUUGCGAGGCCCUCGCCUUCUUCAACACGGACUCACCCGAAAAUCCCGAGAGCUGGCCGAACGUCGAGCUACUUUUCCAAGGCGCUGCUUUGAACGCGGACAGAGGCGCUCGACAAGGCUACGGGAUAUCGCAAAAACUUUGGGAUAAGACGUACAAGGUGAUCGAGGAGAAAUACGCCUGGAACAUACUACCGAUGAUCAUGCGACCGCUCAGUCGUGGCGAGAUUUUACUGCGAAAUAAGAACAUAAGAACACCGCCGAGACUGAUUCCGAACUAUCUCAGCCACCCGGAGGACGUCCGAACGAUGGUGGCCGCCAUAAGGGCUUCGCAAGCGGUCAGUCGAACGAAGUCCAUGCAGAGAUUCGGCUCGAAACUUUACGACAAGCAACUGCCGGGAUGCGAAAAUCACGAAUACGAUUCGGACGCGUACUGGGAAUGCGCUGCCCGAACUUUGACCUUCACGAUUUAUCAUCACUCCGGAACUGCAAAAAUGGGCCCCGCGGGCGAUCCGACCGCUGUGGUGAACCCCAGACUUCAGGUUUACGGCGUGAAAGGAUUGAGAGUAGGAGACGCAUCGAUAAUUCCAGAGAUCCCAACUGCGCAUACGAAUAUCCCUGUGAUAAUGAUAGGCGAAAAACUCUCCGAUAUGAUUAAAGAAGAUUGGGGUUAUCCGACCGGGACGAGUCAAAGGCCGACGAAACGACAAAGGAACGGUUCGUAUCGAAGAUGAUCAGGAGCGUCGAGAGUAUUUGAACUAUGUAUCCAAUUUUUUAUCAUCACUUGAUAAUCUGUGCCUUACUUUAUAAAAUCAAAAGCAUCGUCGAUGCGAUUUUUUAUCCACAAUUACCACAACUUUCCUCAUUGCGUAUCACGAUAGUCGAUAAAUGUGGUUAAAACUGAUAUCCGUUCGAUCGUAUCGUGUCAUAGUCAAUUCAUCGCACGGCAUAAAAUUCCGACAGAGUUGUCGAUUGGAUUAUUUCAUUUACUUUAUUUUUAUUAUAGAUACUUUCAAUGUGAAGUCAGGAUUUUUCAAUCUUCGUUGCAAAAGACAUGAAAAUAAUUGAAUUCAUUCAGGUGAUAUCCCAGAAGUUAGGGUUACUUUAUUUUUCCCUUUUUUGCUUAUUUGAACUGAUUUUAUUUGGUUGGAUUGAAGACUUGAGCCUUAUUGCGUGUCUCAUCUACAAGCUUCGGUAUAGGUGAACGCGGGGCAACGUGGGGUACUUGAGGAAUCCAUUGGAAGAAAAAAUUUUCGAUCAUUUUGAAAAAAUUCGUAAAUCAAAUUUUUUAUUCUGCCCCGCUGCCCCAUAUUGCCCCGCGUUACCCUAUUUAAGUUCUGUUGAAGGUCUGAAUUUUUUUCUUCUGCUUUAUUACGGAUUAUCGCACAUCUUGGAUGAAGAUAUACGAUAUUAUACAUUAUAAUCGCCCCCUCCCCAUUAUAAAUAUGUACAUUGCGUAUACUUAGAAUAAGGAUUUGUCGUACCGUUUCUAUUUGUAAUUAGAUAUAAUAGGCCUGUAUAAAUUGAAGUUGUGUAACGAUGUGUAUUAUAUGGACGUUGAAAAAAGAAUUUCGUAAAAUAA
Molecule: messenger RNA, 3425 nt
Organism: Athalia rosae (coleseed sawfly)
Lineage: Eukaryota; Metazoa; Arthropoda; Insecta; Hymenoptera; Athaliidae
Product: glucose dehydrogenase [FAD, quinone]
Exons: 2
Coding region: 517-2577 (686 amino acids)
Molecular function (GO): oxidoreductase activity, acting on CH-OH group of donors; flavin adenine dinucleotide binding
Source: RefSeq, a predicted model, not a curated record